AUGAUUGCGCACACACUUUUGGUACUCGCACCUCUGCUCUGGGUGGAAUUCGCCGACGGUAACAGCUCACCUGCAGGAAGCGAGCAGGUGCUACGCUACGGAAGGGAGCUGCUCCUAGCACUACGACCAGGAGCUAUCCCGACGCCUGGAUUUUUGGAAAAUAUCCCUGGACAUCUAGUGCGGCAACGAGAGAGACAGAGGCCGCGCAAGAGAGGCAGAAGAGGGGGCAUUCGCCAACGGCUGCGGAGGCGACGCGACAGACCACCGCUGCCCUCUGUCAUCUUCAGCAACGCGCGUUCACUGAGGAAUAAAUUGGAUGAACUACGCUUAUAUACCAGGACGUGCCACGAGUAUAGAGAGGCCUGCUUGUUGGCCUUCACGGAGACCUGGCUCCAAGAGGAUUUUCCAGACCAACUGACUCAGGAGGAAGUGGUGCCUUUGAUGGGUGUGGUGGAGUCUCGUGGCGUGCUGCGGAAGAUCAGCGACAUGCUGGAGGUGAUCAUGAAGCGCAUGGACAGCCUCUCCCGAUUGGACAACAGCAGCGACGCACGACGCCUGGAGGAGCUCAGCUCAGCCAUCAACAGGAUCCAGCCAGCAGGCCUGGUGGAGCGCAUUCAGGCCAUCGCCCAGAACGUUUCCAACAUGGCCGUACGAGUGGAGCAGAUUCUGCAGAACAGCAUGGCAAGGCACUCGAUUGUAAGAGAUGGUUCAACGGGUCAGUGUGAAGUUCCUCGAGACCCUCGCUACCCAGACUGCCCCAGCAAAGUGGAAUGGAUGCGAUCGCGGUGGACGUCGGACCCCUGCUAUGCCUUCUACGGCGUGGAUGGCUCCGACUGCUCCUUCCUGGUCUACCUGAGUGAGGUGGAGUGGUUCUGCCCCCCACUGGCCUGGAGGAACCACACCACCCCGCCCACCCUGAAGAAGAACUCCUCCAGAAGACAGGCGGCGUUCCGUAAAGACCUGGUGUCCCUCCUGGAGCAGGUGGGCACGGGGAAGGAGUCUCUGAGCUUCAUGAAGAGGAGGAUACGCAGACUGGCUGCCCAGUGGGCCACUGCCGCCCAACGCCUCGACGCCAAGCUCGACCACCGCUGGAGGGAACAGAAGAAGAUCCUGGUGCAUGUGGGUUUUCUGACGGAGGAGUCGGGGGACGUGUUUAGCCCCAAGGUUCUGAAGGGGGGCCCCCUGGGGGAGAUGGUGCAGUGGGCCGACAUCCUGACCGCCCUCUACGUCCUCGGACACAACCUCAAGAUCUCUGUCUCCGUCAAGGAGCUACAGGGUGUGAAAUCUCUAUAA
Molecule: messenger RNA, 1293 nt
Organism: Engraulis encrasicolus (European anchovy)
Lineage: Eukaryota; Metazoa; Chordata; Actinopteri; Clupeiformes; Engraulidae
Product: alpha-1,6-mannosylglycoprotein 6-beta-N-acetylglucosaminyltransferase B-like
Exons: 10
Coding region: 1-1293 (430 amino acids)
Biological process (GO): protein N-linked glycosylation
Cellular component (GO): Golgi apparatus
Molecular function (GO): alpha-1,6-mannosylglycoprotein 6-beta-N-acetylglucosaminyltransferase activity
Source: RefSeq, a predicted model, not a curated record